UGGACCUCUGCCUUGUGAAUUGCUGUCCAACAAUCCCGAAGCGCUUCUGCCCAUCGCACAUUCUAAUAAACGACAAAGAGAGAGGAGAAGCGGGACACAGCCGCGCUGCCGCCCUGGCCUGGCCUGGUCCUUCUUCCUUUCUCUUUUCUCCACCCCGUCGUCGUCGUUGUCGCAAAUCACCAUCUCCACAGGUGCUCCUUUCCGACCUUGGAUGCGCCGAGGAUCUGAUCAGGAUCACAAGUGAUCGAUUACCUGCUACCUACCUACCUACGCCGCAUCUUUUCUCUCUCUCUCUCUCUCGUGUGCCAUCGGCUUGUGACGACAACGAGGCUUCGAACGUCCACCGCUGAUACCACCGUCGAUUACCUACCUGCCGUCCUACCAAAAGUUAGCCACAUAAAUCUCUCCGCGCUGCUGUCUUUCGUUUGGUCCAGACGUGAUUGGGUUCCUCGAACAAACCAGGCAACUUUUUUGACAACCUCUUUAUUAUACACAUCAUCUCUCGUGAUCUCUUCUUCUGCCAAAACUCUCUUUGCUCAUAUAGUGCGCCCACCUCUAUAUCUCGAAAGCGGGAGCGUAUCUCCCCUACCCUCCGCUCCCCGAAGUGUGUUGGGCAAAACAAAACCAACAUCGAUUUUACACUCCCAGAGUUUCUGUAGCUAUAAAACGAAAAAGAGGAAGACAAAAUGUACAACCCUCCCGGACAAAGGGACGCAACCCGCCCCUUCCACGUCCCGCCACCUCCUCCGCCCAUGUCCCCUCCACCGCCAACCGUCGGAAUCAACAACCCCAUGAUGACAAUCCCCCCUCCUCCCCCUCGCCAUCCAAACGCCCCCUCAACAGCCGGCAACGUCCUCCUCCCUCCUCCCCCCUCGGGCCCCCCACCAAACAGCGGGUUUCCAAACAGUGCGAUUGCCCCCCCGAGUGCGCUGGGAUCAACCGCGCCGUGGCAUGGGACAUGGGGAAGGGCAUACGACGGGAGAACAGCGUUCAACAUCCCGCCUCCUCCACCGGGUGGUGGUGCUGGCGGUGGUGGUGGGGGGGGGAGUGGUGGUGUGCUGAGGGCUUACGAUCCAAAGUAUCACGCUCAGGUUCUUGCGGCUGGGAAUAACGGGGCGACGUACACUGUCCCGCCUCCUCCACCUCCGCAACAGCAACAGCAACAGCAACAGCAACAGCAACAGCAACAGCAACAACAACAGCAACAGCAACAACAACAACAACAACAACAACAACAACAACAACAACAACAACAGCAACAGCAACAGCAGCAGCCGCAGCAGCAGCCGCAGCAACAAAUUGAUCAGAUGGGGGCGCUGACAAGUGCGACGUAUAUUCCGCAGGGGGAUACAUAUGGUGAAGGGGUGGGUAUACCCGGGCUGGGGCUGGAGGAUAGCGCUAUAGGGUGGAACAUGGGUGCAUAUUUGGAGUCUGCCACGGCGACGCCGCUGGAUGAGAGCUCGGGGAGGGAUAGGUUGUACGCGAAUGCUAUGGCGCAGCGGGGGUCGUCGACGACGAGCAAUGCUACUGUCUCUUCGGUUUCUGUCCCGCCUGAGCUGGCGGCGCAGUGGCCGAUGGAGAAGGUGCUGGGGUGGUUGCAGGCGAAUAGCUUUUCGAAUCACUGGCAGGAGACGUUCAAGUAUCUUGGGCUGGACGGGGCGAGGUUUUUGGAGUUGGGGAGCAGUCAUGGGGGGAGGGGGAAUUUUGGGAUGAUGCAUCAGCAGGUUUAUCCGCGGUUGCUGGCGCUGAGCGGGCCAGAAUGGAACCAGGCGAGGGAGAGGGAGGAGGGGAAGAGGAUGAGGAGGUUGGUGAGGAGUAUUGUUACGGGGAGGCCGGUGGAGGUGAAGGGGGGGAGGUUAGGCGGGGGACAGCAGCAGUCGCAGCAUGCGAGGCAGAAUUCGACGAGCGCCCCGCCCGCGGUGACGGGGGGUCAGACGGGGAACAGGUCGGCCGAGAGCCCUAAUACGCCCAAUCCGAUCAAGAUCCCAGAGUUGGGGUUUAGCAGGAGGUUCUCCCAGUCUCGCGCCACGACGAUGCCUACGCUCAGCAGCACCAUGCCGACGGAUCACAGAAACAUGAUGAAAGAAAUCGACACCAGCCGCCGCCACAGCCCGACGUUGAGUGAGUCAGGCGAGGCGGGUGGCACAUUCCGUGGUGGUUCGACCCCGUUGGGCGGAGGCGGCGGCAACGGCGGCGGCAGGGACAGCCCGAGUGCUGGAAGCCCGAAUCCCGCCUCGGGUCUUUUCCCGUCCUCCACUGCCGGAAAUCUCUCAGCGUCUCCACACAGCAGCAGGUUCGGCCACCGAUCGCGAAACAGCACCGACUCUGUCUCGUCCAGUGCAGCAAUCUACGGCAGCGGUGUACCUGCCGACGCGGCCGCCAUGUUGAAGAGCGGCAUGAAUAUCGCAGAUGUGGUGAAUGCUGCCCGGAAUGCGAAUGACAGGCGGCAUGCCCAGGAUGGGGGGAGGCCGUCUCCGCAGGAGUCUGGUGGCGGGGAUAGGAGUGCGGGGGAGCCGCCUGGGAGCGCAAAGGGGAGUGGUUCGUUCUUGUCGAUUUUCACGAGGAAGAAGCACGGGAGGAAGGAUGAUGGGUUUGGGGGGGAUGAGGAUUCGCCGACGAGUCCGGGGUUGAGUUUUAAGCCGCAGAGCUUGGGGGAUAACAGGCCGGGGAGCAGUGCGGGCACGUACGGGCAUCAUCAUGCGGGCAAUGUGAGGGCGAAUCGGGGCGGGCCGAGGGUGUUCAUUCUUGCCACGGCUGAUUGUUGGAAUUAUCGGAUGCUGGAUGUGACGGAUAUCGAGACGGCAUCGGAUUUGAGGCAGUUGAUCUGCAUCAACUUGGGGCUGCCCGAGAGCGAGGGGGCUCACCUCUACCCCACCGAGCUGGGCAGGUUUGAGCAUGAUGGGGAGGCUCUUGAUGAUUCGAAGCUGCUGGCCAUCAAGGCGCAAAGGGCUGAUGCGAUUGGAACGCUGAAGCUGUUUGUCCGUGUGGGUGGACCGCCACAGAUGCGCCAGACGGGAGCCCAGAUCGCCAUGGACGAGGAGACUUAUGUCAAGCUCAACGGAAGGAUGCGGUCUAGUUCGUCGCCGCCGAGCUCGAGGCAGAACACGCUGACGGGCAAGGAGGGAGAGGACAAGAUGCUGACUGCAGAAGCGAUCGAGUACCGGACCGAGCAGCUGAGGAAACAAAAAGAGUAUCUUGCCAAACGUAAGCAGGUCGCUGAAAACAAUCACGUUGCUGACAGGAGCCCCUCGUCUUCCAUUGUUGGCAGAACCGUCGAUUUCGACCAGCCUCGGCACUCGCCCUUUGAGGACCGAAAGAUGGACACUUUGCUGCCCCAGCGCAAGCCGCCGGCACCCCCUAGCGACCCCUCGGCCACGCUGAUCAAGGCGAACUCGUUGAAGAAGACGGGCCACGGCCUGCGCCUGUCGGGCGACAGCGGGUACCACCCCAAGCGGAAGACGUCGUCUGACUUGCGCAGCAGCGGCGACGUCGUGUUUGAGAAGCAGAAGCGAUGGGGUCCCGUAGCCGACCCGUCGGCGGGCAUCGGGGCGCUGCUAGUGGGCAUGAGCGACGGCAUGGCCAGCAUAGCGCGGCCCCGGCCAGGGGGUGGCAUGAUGCAACAACGACAGCCGUCGCCGCACCGGGUGGCCACGGAACCUAUCACGUCCCAGGAGCUUCAAAGAGGUAAGAAGGCCAUGUCAACUGUCAACUUUGGACCAGCGCACCAGCGAGAGAGAUCUGGUUCUGGCGGAGGAAGUCCGAGACCGGGAGGGAUGCCGGGCUCGCCGGGCUCUUACACGUGGAGCUCGAAGAACGUGCCCUUCCUUGUUCCGGACUACUCUCCCAACGGGACACCUGCUCCUCCCCCGGCGUCGCGGAUGCCGGAUGGUGGUAGGAGUAGUGGUAAUGGAUGCCUGGACCAGAAUCACAACCACCAAGCUCAAAAUGGAACAAUUGCUAAGAUGCGUAAUGUAGCGCGCGCCCCGUCGCCCGGGAACGUUAGCCCAAGCUCCCGACGGCGGCCGAGCGAUUCCUUCAGCAACCAGGCGGCUGUAGCCAAGAAACGAAAAUCACACGGCCCGGAUACCGAUUUCACGGACAACGAUGUUACCUUCUCGGCGAGCUCGACGCGGGCGAGUAAGAAGGUGGACGACUCGGACUCGGAUGAUGAUUCGGAUGAUGGGCUGUUUGCCAUUCCCAUCGCGGCGAGGAACUCCGGUCCGGACAAGGGUAAGACGACAGCGCCAGCCGAAGGGAACAGCGGCGAUUCGGAUGGUGCUUCCGGCACCGGCACCGGGAAACGGCCGAGUUUGAGGCUGAACACGAGGUCGGGGAGCAACAGCCGGGCGAAGAAGACGCUUUCGGUGGCGUUUGCCGCCUCACCGCAGUCGAGCAGUGCGGGGGGGAAGACGCCGUUGGAGGAUGAUGAUAGCGGGAGGUCGUCUUCGCAGAGGAGGGGGACGCCGGGGACGCCGCAGAGUGAAGGGGGGUGGGACUCGGAGGAGAAGGACAGCAAGAUUAGCAGGAGGAAGUCGUUCAUCGAGAAGGACGUGUGGGCCAAUCGUCCUCCGACGGACGCGCUGGUUAACAACCUGGAGGAUUUUUUUCCCGACCUGGAUGUUGACCAGCCGGUGCUGGAGGAGGGGCUGGAUCAGGAGCCGCCGUCGCCCAUUGCGGAAGGGGAUGAGAACAAUCAGGGGAGCGCUUCGGUGCCGCCGUUGCCGCCGCUGCCGCCAGGGUUGUCGACUGGGAAGUUGCACACUUUUUACAAUGACAACGACACCUUGGGAUCGGAUGAGUCGACGCUCAAGGCGCUUGAGUCGAGGCCUGUGUCGAUGCAGUCGCUCGCGCAUAGGAGCAUCAGGCGGUCGGGAGGGGGCGGCGGGUUGGGGAGGAUGAAGUCUAUCCGUGAGGUGGCCAGGGGGGCGAACGAGUUUGGCAAACGGUACACCCAGGGCCCUGGCCAAAUCGACGCUCAGAGCUCCGCCGCCGCGGCGGGGAAUAGAAACACCAACCUGAUGAGGAGGAAGAGCACAAAAAUGUUCAACGCCAACAUCGUCCAGAUCCAACCCGACAGGGGGUCUCUCAACCUCGCCAUGGGAGGGCUGACCACCAUCCCCCAAGACAGCCUCCCGACCCGGUCCACCAACAGCAGGGAGAGCAUCCCCAAACGCCAGACCACCUUCCGCUGGUUCAAAGGUCAGCUCAUCGGCAAGGGAACCUUUGGCAGAGUUUACUUGGGCAUGAACGCCACGACGGGCGAGUUCCUCGCCGUCAAGGAAGUAGAAGUCAACCCCAAGGCCGCCCAGGGCGACAAGAAGAAGAUGCAGGAGCUGGUCGCCGCGCUGGACCAGGAGAUCGACACGAUGCAGCAUUUGGAUCACGUCAACAUUGUGCAGUACCUCGGCUGCGAGAGGAAAGAGACGUCGAUCUCCAUCUUUUUGGAGUACAUCUCCGGCGGCAGCAUCGGCUCCUGCCUGCGCAAGCAUGGGAAGUUCGAAGAACCCGUCGUUGCGUCUCUGACUCGGCAGACGCUGUCUGGGCUGGCGUACCUCCACAGAGAAGGCAUCCUCCACCGCGACUUAAAGGCUGAUAACAUCCUUCUCGACCUGGACGGGACGUGCAAGAUUUCGGACUUUGGGAUUUCGAAAAAGACGGAUAAUAUCUACGGCAACGACAAGACGAAUUCAAUGCAGGGGAGCGUGUUUUGGAUGGCGCCCGAGGUUAUCAGGAGCCAGGGGGAGGGGUACAGCGCCAAAGUUGAUAUUUGGAGCUUGGGGUGCGUGGUGCUGGAGAUGUUUGCGGGGAGAAGGCCGUGGAGCAAGGAGGAGGCGGUGGGGGCGAUUUACAAGAUUGCCAACGGGGAGACGCCGCCUAUUCCGGAGGAUAUCAGGGAGGUGAUUAGCCCGGUGGCGAUUGCGUUCAUGUUGGAUUGUUUUACUGUGGUCUCGAGCGAACGUCCGACGGCUGAUGUUUUGCUCAGCCAGCAUCCAUUCUGCGAGUUGGACCCAACGUAUAGCUUUUUGGAUACGGAGCUGUAUGCCAAGAUUGCGGGGAGGGUUAAUGAUUUGGGGAGGGGGCAGUAAUGAAGGCAAGGGGAGGUAAUGGAUAAAGGGAGAGUCUUUGGUUUUGGGAGGGAGACGAGCAAGCGUUUGAGCGUUUGUUACACACACAUAGAUAUAUACACACACAUACAUACAGGCAUGAUAUGUACAAGAGGAGGGGAGGGGCAAGCAUAAGAUAGCUUUGUUGUUAUAUAACUUUUUAAGUAGGAAGAAAUGGAAGGUUUGUUGGAGGGGAUAUCACGAUGUAUUGGUAAAGUUCAGAAACCAAGAGAGCGUCUUUCUAUUUCAAGCAGUUCUCUGACUUGCUUGACAACAUCAUGAUAAAAAUCAACAAUCCAAAAAAAAUAAAGGAAAGAAAAAACCAUCAA
Molecule: messenger RNA, 6433 nt
Organism: Podospora pseudopauciseta
Lineage: Eukaryota; Fungi; Ascomycota; Sordariomycetes; Sordariales; Podosporaceae
Gene: BCK1
Product: mitogen-activated protein kinase kinase kinase
Exons: 4
Coding region: 687-6086 (1799 amino acids)
Biological process (GO): transcription initiation at RNA polymerase II promoter; protein phosphorylation
Cellular component (GO): transcription factor TFIIA complex
Molecular function (GO): protein kinase activity; ATP binding
Source: RefSeq, a predicted model, not a curated record